CAGCAGCCCCAGCAGCAGCCCCAAGCAGCAGCAGCUCAGCCCGGCGCGGCCCGGCCUGACCCGGCUGAAGCAUGAAUUUGCGCCUGUGCUUGCAGGCGCUCCUGCUUCUCUGGCUCUCCUUGACUUCGGUUUGUGGAGGGCCCCUGGUGGAGGCGCUGGACAGGAAGGAGCUGGAGGAAGGGAACAUUCGGACCUUGGUGCAGCCCAAAGUGGCAAGAACCGGGGGACCCUGGCAGGGUGGCAGGAGGAAGUUCCGAAGGCAGCGGCCCCGCCUUUCCCACAAAGGCCCCAUGCCUUUCUGAAGCAGGGCUAUUGAGACCUCCAAGGGUCCAUGUCUUUGCUGCGUGGUCUGUUCCUAGCAGAUGGACGGCUUUUCCUACCUGCAGAGGGGCCAGGCACCUCCCACACAACAGCUUCCCCAUUCCGCUGCCUGGAUGGAGUUGUCCUGGUCCCCUUUCUUUCUCCUGGACUCACUUAAUCUACUUCCCUCCCUCCUCCCUGCCCCAACCUCUUAUUACAUCUGCCUCCCUUCAGGUCCACCUUCCAAAUGUCAUUUUGGCCUUCCUCCCCCAAUGAUCCAUGGGAAUUCAGGUGUCCAAGCUGGGGCUUUUCCCCUUCCCCUUAGGGUACCAUGACAAAGUUGCUUUCUCUUCUAUGAGCCCUGUGCUCAAGGGUGCCCAAAUGGGGAGACGUAAUGGGAGAGAGCAACCAACAGAGCCUUCUGAGUGUGGCAUUUGAGGGUGGAAUAGAGAAACUGGGAGACCCUGGGGAGGGUCUGGGGGAAGACGGGGUCACUUGGAUAUUGUGCCUUGGAAUCUGGGGGCCUGGGUUUCUGGCAAAGCCAACCAGGAUCCUUUGUUGGAGGCAGGGAGACAGCUGGUGUGUCUUUCCCACCUUCCAGUGCUGGAGACAAUUGAAAUUUUUGUCACCCCCCUCAAAGGGAGAAGGAGUCCUUCGAAGCACUUUCUUAGAUGUGGGGGGAAGGGAGCCCCUUGCAGUUUUAAGAUGCCCCCAUUUACCUUCUCUGUGGUGUAUUUUCCUUCCUUCUACCUUUUAGAGAUUUUAAAAGCUAUAUUAAAAUAUAUAUAAAAGUCCACACGUGCACACACAUGCAGUCAAGAAGAGAGCUAUUUUUGUGAAACAAUGGCUUAUGUGGAGGGGAGGAGUCUAUUUAUUCUUAAUGAAACUUCCAAAGUAAAGGGAUAGGCAUCUGGCUUAUUCCACUUGGCCCCAGAGGGGUCAAAAUAAAGCGAUAAGUGAAGGUUGUUAUUGAGGCAGAUUUGGUUUCCAUGCAAGGAAAAAGCUACCUAAAGUGGAAUGGGUUGCCUUGGGAGGUAGUGAGUUCCUUGUCACUGCAAGUAUUCCAGCAGAGAUUGACCAAGUAACUGUGUGCUGGGGAUAUUGUAGAGGUAAUUCCUAUUGGGUUGGACUGGAUGGCCCCCCAAAUCCCUUCUGGCUCUGAGAUUCGGUGACUAUAACAGUCUUUCUAGGGAAUGGGGAUGCUUUUCCCCUGUUCAAGGGUCCUGUCUCUGCUUCUCCCAGAAUGCUUUUUUGCAUCCUUCCUGUUACCCAAAGGGGGCAGGGACUCAGAGGUAGGGUGUGAUGCUGCUCACCCCAGUCCUCCAUACCCUUUCAUUAAACCCUCCAUUUCCUGACUUCCAUUCUCAAAUGAAAUUCUGGCUGCUGAUUCCCUCCCACCCCCACUCAUAAAGUGGCUGUCCAGUGAGAUUGGUGCCUUUCCCCCACCAUGAUGCCAAGAAUUCUAGAAUAUCAGAGUUAGAAAGCUUCUUAGAAACCUCUAGUCCACCCGCUCUUCCUAGAUGGGAAGACUGAGGCCAAGAAAGAGGUGAAGGGGGAGCCAGAUCUGGGGUGGAGAGAGGGAGAACUAGCUAUGAACUGCCUGCUUUCUGGAAGGGAGCUACAGCACUCCCCCCACCUCAGUGAUGCACAGUAGCUCCCCCUGAAGUGAACCUUUGCUCUGGGUGAUUCAGCGGCAGCAAAAGCAGUGGACUAGGAGAGCCAGGUGCCACUCUGGCCCAGGGGCCAUCCUAAGAUAAGCUCCUGGAUGAACCUUAUCUUAUGGGAAAGUCCAGAGAGAUGAUGUGACUCACCCAAGGGCACAGGAGCAGCAAGUGGCAGAGUUGGGAUUCGAACUCCGGUCUUGUGACCCCCAAUUCAGCACAGUUCCCACUGUACUACAACUCUUUCCACAGUAUACUUUUGUGGCCAAGGCCUAGGCCUGAGCUCCCAACAUGGACCCUCCCUUUGUCCCAUUGGGCUAGCCCUUACCACCCAGCCUCCUGUCACGGUGGUAGCUGAGCCCUGUGUUCACCUGAGAUCAAACCGGGAUUGCUGGCACUGCCAGGGCACGGAUCCCUGGCUGGGAGGGUAGAAGGGCCAGAGACAGCUGGAGGAGGAAGAGGAAGAGGAAGAGGAGAAGGGGGCCAGCUGGAUCUUAGCUAAUCCCAUUUCACAUGGUAGCAGUUGGUGGUGGUUCUAAUUUAUGCCAAUAUGAAAUGCUUUUUCCUUGGGGCGCCGUCCCCUCCUACCAGUGAUCAUGCCAAUUCCUGUGUUUGUAAUAUUGU
Molecule: messenger RNA, 2585 nt
Organism: Dromiciops gliroides (monito del monte)
Lineage: Eukaryota; Metazoa; Chordata; Mammalia; Microbiotheria; Microbiotheriidae
Gene: APLN
Product: apelin
Exons: 3
Coding region: 72-302 (76 amino acids)
Biological process (GO): signal transduction
Molecular function (GO): apelin receptor binding; hormone activity
Source: RefSeq, a predicted model, not a curated record